Molecule: messenger RNA, 798 nt
Organism: Penicillium digitatum Pd1
Lineage: Eukaryota; Fungi; Ascomycota; Eurotiomycetes; Eurotiales; Aspergillaceae
Product: SDR family oxidoreductase
Cellular component (GO): intracellular anatomical structure
Molecular function (GO): oxidoreductase activity, acting on NAD(P)H, oxygen as acceptor
Source: RefSeq, a predicted model, not a curated record
AUGAUCGAAAUUCCCAAGGCUAGCUCCCUCAAGGACCUCUUCAGCCUCAAAGGCAAGGUCGUCGUUAUCACCGGUGCAUCCGGCUCCCGAGGAAUCGGCUACGAAGCAGCCCGUGGCUGUGCCGAAAUGGGCGGCAACAUCGCAAUCACAUACUUAUCGCGAGGCGAGGGAGCCGAAGCCAACGCUAAGGCCCUAGAGGAGGAGUACGGCGUCAAAGCCAAGGCCUACAAAUGCGACACGUCUAAAUGGAACGAAGUCCAAGAGCUGGUCGCAAACGUGAUCGCCGACUUCGGCAAGAUCGACUCAUUCAUCGCGAACGCAGGUCGCACCGCCGACGCUGGUGUGCUUGAUGGCUCAGUUGAAGACUGGGAGAACAUCAUCCAGGCGGAUCUCAACUCCGUCUUCUACUGCGCCAAGGCUGUUGGCCCCCAUUUCAAGGAACACGGCAAGGGAAGCUUUGUGAUUACUGCUUCGAUGUCGGGACACAUCGUCAAUUACCCUCAGGAACAGACUUCGUACAAUGUUGCGAAGGCUGGUUGCAUUCACAUGGCUCGCUCGCUGGCGAAUGAGUGGAGGGACUUUGCUCGUGUCAACAGUAUCUCGCCUGGAUACGUUAACACGGGGCUGGGAGACUUUGUGCCUGCGGAUAUUCAAGAUGGCUGGAACAAGUUGAUUCCCAUGGGUCGUCAAAGUGAUCCUAAGGAGUUGAAGGCGGCAUACGUGUACUUUGCUAGUGAUGCUAGUACUUACACUACUGGUGCGGAUCUGCGGAUUGACGGAGGUUACAUCUGCCGGUAA